AUGCCUCCUACGUCGCGAGCAAACAACGACAAACUGUCCAUCGAACUCCUCGACCCCAGCGUACCGUCUUUUCCAGGCAGUGUCAUUCGCGGGCACAUCGUACGAAAAGCUCCUUUGGACGCACCCUCAGCCACUGUUCGCGCACGCCUCCAAGGCCGCGCCAAAGCAAAAUUGGUCUCUGAUAACGGAAAUUCCAAGAGCACCUACCGCAGCCGCUUCCCAUUCUGGGACGAGUCCGACGUUUCUGACAUCGUACAUGAAGGCGCCAUCGACACAGGCGCCGAAGAAAGCCUGACCUGGCCAUUUUCGCUGAAGAUACCAACAGAUGUCAGCGAGAAGGCCGUGAACAGGGGGUUGAAAGACAAGGAAAAGAGAGACUACUUUAUCAAAGCGCCACUCAAGACCGAUGGCGCGGCGGAGAUUCCUGGACAACCGCUGCCGGGAACUUUUCACUACAGCAACAGCGGCUUCAGCAAGAAGUGGCACGGCUAUGUCGAGUUCUGGAUCGAAGCAACGAUCACCGUCAAGAGUACCAAAGAGAGGGUGGGAAAGACUUUCCAGGCGACACUGCCAAUCAGAGUCAACUCGAAGCCACCUCCUUGGCCGCCCAUUAGCGACUUUGAGUUGACCACGCGCAAGUGCCCAGGUUGCGUGAGCAGCCAUCGGUUGGUUCCAGGCAUGAAACAAGCAGAACUAUCUUUCAAGCAGAAGACUCGGAAAUUCUUUGGUUCGUCAAAGGUGCCAUCGCUCAAUUACGCGGUCGAGAUGAAGUGCCCGGCAGUCAUUCAGCUUGGCAAUCCUUCAACUAUUCCCUUCACACUAAGCGCCAUCCCCAACUGGGAGAAGACCUCCGAGGUGAUCGUAAACGUCCCACAAGUCAUGACGAUCAAGAGUGUCACGGUGGAAGUUGAGACAACAACAAGCAUUAUCUGUCCCGGUACACUCGACACGCAUUCGGCUGAUAAAUCGUGGAAGAUGUUGUUGGCGAAGACGAGCCAGGAUGUUAACCCGGUUGAUGGAAGUUUGACAUUGACGUGUGGGUCUAACGAGAAGCCUCUCGACUUGGGCGCUGUUCUUGGGGUGAAGCUGGAUGUCCUCGGCCGAGUGAUUGAUGCUCAUACCGGAAGGUUUGCCAGCCCGGCGGGUCUGAAGAUCGAGCCAUCGUGUCUGACAUACUGCAUGAAGGUGGAGCACAUGCUUCUGUGGGAGAUCAAGUUUGUGGUAGGAGGAGAAUCAUGGGGAUGUUCAGGGAAGCAAAAGCUUCGUGUACUUCCGCAGAGUCUCGGUCUCACCGUUGGUGACAAUGGGGAGAUUGUCCUGAAGGGGGAGAAUUCUAUGGCAGAGGACGCUCUGUCUUUCUUAGCGACUGGAGUUGACAUUGCUUCAUCAUCGUUAGACGCAUAUGGAGCCAUCUCAGACUUGAUCGAGUUGUUGGGUGGCUGA
This is a messenger RNA of Colletotrichum chrysophilum, 1443 nucleotides long. RefSeq lists its product as uncharacterized. Lineage: Eukaryota; Fungi; Ascomycota; Sordariomycetes; Glomerellales; Glomerellaceae. The transcript has a single exon. Bases 1 to 1443 code for a protein of 480 amino acids. The record is from RefSeq and is a predicted model, not a curated record.